Lutzomyia longipalpis is the source of this 10283-nucleotide messenger RNA. It is a transcript of the gene mv, whose product is annotated as lysosomal-trafficking regulator. Gene Ontology annotation, molecular function: protein binding. The coding region runs from base 304 to 10209 and encodes 3301 amino acids. Lineage: Eukaryota; Metazoa; Arthropoda; Insecta; Diptera; Psychodidae. The record is from RefSeq and is a predicted model, not a curated record. The transcript has 8 exons.
AUGUACAAUAGUAGCCCAAGAAGCAGCACAAGUUGUCAAAUCCUCGCGUAAUCUUCAUUCAUGAGAAAACACGCAAAACCCUGAGCUGAUUUUUCUUCUCUUAUUUUUUUUUUUAAAUUGUGCAAAAGUCUGUUGGUUGUUGUAAAAAUUGCGAAAUGCUUUAGAGAAAAGUGCCUCAAACCCGGUGUGGCUUUUUGCUUACAACAAUAAAGAAAUCCAGUGAUUGAGUUCUUUCAAGAGAUAGGGGCAAGCUUAUGAGUUCGUGAUAGAAGCUCUCUGAUUUAUCAUUGGAGCUGUGAAGACAUGGCACAGAAAGUGAGUGAGCAGGAAGACAAAAAACUUGUGCAGAAUUUGUGGAUGACCUACAAUAGUCAAAGAACCUCCACCAAUGAAGAGACCAUUUGGUUGGAAUUAUUUCUCUUUCACCUACAAAAGUGUUCGGAAGAAACAUUCUCGUCCAUAAGGGACUUUUUUUCAACCACUGAUUAUCCCCUUGGGCAAAUUUUAGCGAGUAUCUUUGUUAAUUUUAUCAAUGGGGAUGAUGGUGUGGCACAGAGAAAUCGCACAGUGGCACUCCAAGUGCUGCAAAAGAUGAAUUUUGACCAAUGUGAUGAAAUCUUUGCCAUAUCACUUGUUAGAAAGCUAAAGGUCAUGCCAUUUGGGCUAACAGACACAGAGUACCUUCUUGAGUUUCCCAUUUUUUGCCCAACAAUUAAUUUGCUGAAUUUAUCGAGUAAAUUUGGGAUAAUUCACAUUGCUGAAUGUGCAAAAAAUGAAAAUUCCUUCUGCCAAAGUUGUCCGAGGAAAAGUCUUAAAUUUGAAGAAUUUUUAACGGAUGAAUUUAAAUAUUUUCGUGAUAAAAGAGUUGGGGAGAAAGAAGAAUUUUUGGCUGUGUUGCGAGUCUUGCAGAAAAUUCUGCAAACUCAAGAAAUUGAUAUAAAUAGGAAUUAUUUAUUUACAAUGGAAUGUCUCGAUGUGACUGCCAUAGGCAUUGGUGGUGGUGAUGAUUGUGAAAAAGUCACUAAUUCUCAACUAAUAUGGAUUGAUAUUUUAUCCAUGACACUGCAGAAUAUCUACUCAAAAGAUCUAGCCUUUAUGCAGAAGAUUUCUCUGAAGAAUCUAAUUAAAUGCCUAAUUGGGAAGCAUAAGGAUUCAGGACGUGAUACAGCAACGUUAAUUUACUAUUCCUACCAUCUCUUUACCAUUGUUAACAAUACGUUUUUCGUGGAGAAUGCCAGUGGGGAUGAGAAGGAAUUCCGGGAAUUUAUCGUUGAAAUUGAAUCAAGGCGGGGGCUCCUAAUUGAAACCUACCGAACUUUAAUGGAAAAUAAUCCCGAAAUGAGUGCGAAGAUUGUUAAUCUCUGGAUUGAGAUUUAUGUGAAUUUCAAAGAAGUAGAAGUGCAGCAUAUAAAGGAAAUGCAAAAGAAUCAAGUUCUAGAUCUGAAAAAGGAUCUAUCCCAUCAUUUUGCAAAGCAACAACCAUACAGAAAAUUUAUUUGCUUCCUUGAAUGCCUUCUGCUGCAUAUUCUGCCUUUUUGUAUGACCAAACAAAGGGGGAAGAUUCUCACAACGCUCAAGAAUAUUGGCCUGUGUUGUUGCAACUGUGCUAGGUGGUCUAUAAAAAUCUUCCUUGAUCUCUGCACAGACAACAAGCUAGCUAAGCAAGUUCUGCUUCUCACACGAAAGGCAAUUUCGACGAUUUACAGAAGUAACUGCCGAAUGUGCUUUGAGAAGACUUCUAUGCAAUUUGCAGACGAUGAUCUGAUCAAUAACUACCGUCUAGCCGUUCAGACUAUCCCUGAAUCCUUCAUCUAUGCCCAUCUAGCUAGUUUGCCUCCAUUUCUUCCUUUCUCGCUUCAAAGUAGAAUUCUCCUUGACAUCCUCUGGCCGAUUUUUAUCAAAAUCUCCAAUUCUAAAAUUCCUGAAAAUCAGGACUUGCGCCAAACUCCUGAAAGAGGCUUGCUCCUUCAGACAAUGUCUUCCUACCUUCAGGAUCCCGUUCUUAUUAGAAUUUUCCUUAAUACCGAAACUCUCGAUCAUUUGAAGGGCUCACUCCACGUGCCAAAUUCCUUCCCUCACGUCUACAGAAUUUUUCAAAAUUCCCUUCAGCACCUCUCAAAAAUUGAAGAUCUCGAAAAUGAGACUAAAUACCUCCUGGAGAGGAUCAUUGAAACCUUUGUUGAGAAUACAAAAUCAACGGCUCAAGUACUUAAACUCUAUUUCCGUAAAAUUCAUCCACACAUUGUGUGUGAAAAUGAGAAUCAAGAUGAACUCCUAAAAGGACUUCAAUCAAAUUCAAUCCUCAAAACUCUCACAUCAGGGGGAUUAACGAUAAAUGACGUGCUAGAUCUAGCUCAAAUGCAAUGGACAAUGGCUCAAAAAAUUUCAAUCUGUGAUUUGGGGAAUUUUGAAUGGUAUUUCCGGGAGAAAUUUUUCAAUUUGAAAGAUAUUUUUGCAUUAACAAAAAUCCUUCUUUCAUUCCUUCUAACUUCUGCGCGAACUUCCCAAUCAAAUUAUCAAUCCAAAGACUUCCUAAAUGAACAAACUGUUGAAACUCUCCCAAUUUAUGGGAAACUCACUCAGAUAAAAGCAAAGAAAGAAUUGAGAAUUCGUGAAAGUUCCCAUGAAGAAACUUCCAAAGAUUUCCCAACAAUUUUCCCCAUAAGGUAUGAUCUUGAAUAUGAGAAGAUUUCUGCAGAAAUUUUACUAAAUGAAUAUUUUGAUACAUUUGCAAAUGAACGAAGCCCCACUGAGUUUUGCAUGCAAACACAGCAUAAUCAUGAGGUUAGUGGCAAUAGAGAAAUUACGGGGAUUGUUGUGAAAAAUGAUACAAUGCUCGAGAAGUUCAAUAAGUUCUUCCUCAAUGGGAUUCUGGGUUUUGUCUACCAUCCAAAUGAGAAGAAUCUGGCCAAGAAUGAAUUGGCUGAGUAUGAAAAGAGAAUUUUUAACGCAUCCACCGAAGCACAGAAACCCAAUGAAGUCACAAAGAGGAAAAUUUGGGAUAUUUUUGAAGCAAUUUUCGGUACAUUUGUCGCGUUAAAUUGCGAAAAUGAUUACAAAAUGCUACCAGCUCUGUUGGAACUCAAAAAGCUCAUUCAUCAGCAUAUAGAAACAUGCAGCUCAGUGGAAAGUGCCAAAGCAAUUGUGUGUGCCUUAGAGACAAUUCUAACGGUUGGGGAUGUGUCGUCCCCCCAAAAAAUCCUCAAUGGCUCAGCAGACACCCUCCUCCUUGAGGAAAGUGAAUCCUGCGAAGACUUCACCACCCCCACACAGAGUAUUGAUUUCGAUGUGAAUGACGGAGAACGAAGUGAUGAAGACACCACAAGUAGCUAUAUAACAGCCGAAGGGAGUAUUUGUGAGAGACCAACAAGCCAAAAUGUUGAAGAAAAUGUUGAAAUUCAUGAGAAUUUCUGCAAAAUUAUUCUUGAUGUUCUCUUUGAAAUCUCAGAGUUGUGCCUAAAAUCCCCCACAAUAUGGGAAGAUCAAUUAAUUGGAUUAUUUGUGAAGCUAAAGAGUGUCAAGCACAUCAAUCAGCUCCCAAUGUACCUCAUCAAGGGCUUCUCCACACUUCUACAGUGCCACGACAACAGACUAAUUUACGUACAAAGAGCAAUUUUGGAUUUAAUCACAAAUUUGGACACAACAGAGGCACUUUGUGCCUUCCUGAAGCUCUUCAUGGGCACAGAUCCGCCCGUGGAGUUGCUCCUGCAGAAAUUUGCCAAAUUGGCAACAUCAAGGGAUGAUAUCAACGUUCUCGUUGAGAUGAAAUUCCCAACAAUAAAAGAUUACAUGAUAAUUGAGACUGAACCACUCACAAAUGAUCGGAUGCAACAGAUUCAGAUGAGAUCCUCAGUGGUUGCUCCAUUGGAUUCAAUCCCAUUUUUGCCGUGGAAAAUGCUUGGAUUCACCGUGAGUUUAUGGAUAAAAUUCAAUAAUUUCCCGGAUCGUGCAGACGAAGGUGUUAAGGAGGCAAAAAGACUAAAACCAAUUCAAAAUUCAACGCAUAUCUUUUCAAUUGGCUCCCAGAAACUCAUGCUGUCCAUUCAGAUUGACAACGCUGAUCCCACACUUUUGCACAUUCAACUGAUUAGACCCAAAAAAUCCCUCGCUAGAUCAACAAGCCUCCAGAGUUGUGAGAAGAUGAAGGGAAAUUACCCAUCUGGGAUGCAGAGUAUGCUACAUUUAACAAAGAGCGCCCUCCGGAGUAAUUGGAAUUUGGCAAAUCUCAUUAAUAGAGAUGGAACAACGGACUCUGGGGCAUCAUACCUGCAGACUUCAAUCAACAUUCACCUCCCAACGGAACGAUGGACUUUUAUGACAUUCACCGUCAUUCCAGGAGAUUGUGAGAUAGCCCUGGAGAUUGCUGUUAAUCUCAAAGAGAGAUACUUUGCAAGAAUCCUUUGUGAGGAAGUACCGAAGGCAAUUAAAAAUUCAAACAUCAGCCUUCUGGCUGUUGGAGACACUCAAUUUGCCCAAACAACGUCUUACCAGGGAUUGGGGGUGAAAAGACUCAACUACAGCAUUACGAAUCUCAUGGUUUUUAAGGAAGCAAUAAUGGAUACAGCUGCACUGGCGAGUUUUAUGAGUCUCGGUCCAAAUUGCAAUAAUCUCAUUGCUGGACAAAUUGAAAAUUCAAUUCCAAACUUUGGAUUCGUGGCUCCGGCUUUUUUUAGUGAUAACAUCAACACAAUUGAGAUUAUUCGAACCCUUCGGGAGUAUUUACUCUUCUCAUUUUCUGCUGAAAAUCCUUCCAUUGUCAUGGAGUACGUGAGUAAUGGCAACUUCGGGACACCCUUGGAGGUAACAACUGGGAAGCAAACUUGCAAAUCAAGCAGAGUUAAUUCAUUUUACACGGCUGUGCUGCAAAUUGGAGGACUGUCUUCAUUGCUCUUCCUCUUUGCGCGUACAGUUGAGCUUACAGACAGUUCACGCCUUCAGGCUGAAGCUCUGAGGAUUCUCCUGAAUGUAGCUCAUUCAAAUGUUGAGCUGUAUACGGAAUUUAUUAAAGGAGAAUAUCUCAAUACAAUUGGAUGUGUUCUGAGAAGUGCCAAAUGCUGCAAAGAUCUUUACAUGUUGCAGGCAGUCAUGAAUACGGCAUUUGAUCAACCAAUAAUGGAGAAUGUUGACGGUGCCUUUGUCCUGACUAGCAACAACAGCAGCCUAAUUUAUCCUGAAUUAAUAAUUUUCAUCAUAAACAACUACAACGAUUGGCACGGAGAAGAUGGAGAAGUUCUCGAAUUCACCUUGAUGAUUAUCAAAUCUCUCACAACUCGAUCAACAAAGGACAUCAACAUGCAGCAAUUAAUGAAUAUUGAUCUUCUCCCAAGUCUCAUAAAUUUCUGCAAAGUAUUUUUCGUCGGAGCCACCCCACCAAUAAAUAUUACAGCUAAAUCAGCAAAGUUAAUUGUUGAAAUUCUCUCAGCAUUCGGUCCAACACCCCCAACAACAUCAUUCAUUGAUGAAAUUGCGAAGCUUCUACUACUCCUACAUGAACCCAGCUACACGUACAUCACGCAAGAUCGUGCAAACUACUACUACCUCCUGUCGAAGACCACCCCAAGUCCACCGAAAUUCAAUAAGAUCGCCAAAACGGCUGAAAGGAUCAAAUCCAAAUUCCACAUUACGAACAAAGGGAACAUGUCACCGUACAACCUGCUACGCCGGAGGAUGCGUAGUGUCUCCAUGGAUUGCGUUUAUGUUGAAAGUGAGAGUAAAUGUGGGGAUUUUGAUGGGCAAAAGGAAAACUUCCACGAAACAUUGAAUGAAAUUGUUGAUUUAGCAAAAUCCGACAAUCGCAUCAACAAAUUAUCAAUGCGCGAUGUCAAGAAGUUGGGAAAGAACAUGCACAUUGAGAAGAUUCUUAAAGGGAGGCGAUCACUGCAGAAAAGUCGAAGCUACAGCAGGAAUUCACUGGAAUUCAAGAAAAGUGCUGCAGUUCUCAAUCACUUGCAGGUCAUUUCGAAAGAAUGCGAAGCAACAUCGACAGCUGCAGCAACAACAACAACAAGCAAAAAUGCAAUCAGCAUUGCAAUUGUUCAGAAGGAAUUAGUCAAGUUGAUGCAGAGUUUUAUCAUUAUUGCGCCUGAUUGUGCAAUAAAUGAAGUCAUUACACACUAUGUGACCUUUCAGCUGCUCCUAAUUUUAGCCAACAACCCAAAUGGUUACGUCAGAGCGGAGGUUGUCGUACUCCUGGCAAAUCUAUGUGAUAGAUUGCCACAGGAUCGUGUAGUUCAGUACUUUAGAGCAAAUUACUUCCAUCACAUUGCCAAUCAAAUUUCAAUUUAUCCGGCAAACUAUGCUCUCAUGAUGUCUUGUCGGAGUUUAGUGAUCAACAGUCAAUGCUGUGAAGCUUCAAAGCUGAAACAACGUAUUGGAAUUGUUUUGUUGAUUGCAAUCCUUCCGCAGUUGAUGCACUCCAACAAAUAUUCUCUGAAGUCAUCGCUUCUUCUCAUUUGCAAUUUGUACGAGAAGAAUAUCGAGCUGCGAUCAUUCCUGAUUGAAUGUGGACUGUUGCCGUCGCUUGUGAAAUGUGUCAUCAACUUGUACGUCAAGGAAAGUCGUGUUAAUUUUACAAAAGGAGUCGCAUCGCACAUUCUUUUCACAUUGUACUACUUGGCAAAGAUGUUUCUAACAUCACUCGAUCAGCGUCAGGUGCAGUACCUGUGGAGUCUGCUGAACUAUCUGGAUUACACAGAGAAGGAAACGUGCUCUGCAUCAGUGAGUCAAGGAGUUAGAAGUACCCAAGCACGAAUCCUCAACGGAUUGCUAAAUGCCUGCCAGCAAAAAUAUGGCUACGUCAAGAUUCUCCGGGAGCGGACAAUCAAGUCAAUCCGUUCAGCUAUCUACCUGCGCAAAACCAAACUAACUCUCACCGAAAUGAAAAUUCGUUUUCAAUACAUCAUGGAGAGGAGUGUGAUGUUCAUUCAGAAGAAAGACUCCAAAUACGAACUUCAGGAUGAAGAAAAUGAGCUUGUUCGGACAAUAAUCAAGUUGGGACUUAUUGGGAGAAUUAAAAUAGGAUCCAUCAUUAUAUGGUCACUGUGUCCUAGUCGUGGAGUUGAUCUUCGCUUCUUCAUAAUACGCUGCCUAUCGCAUCUGAUGAAAUCAAAGCACGUGAUAACUUUUGGCUUCAACUUAUCUCUUAUCAGGACUUUUGCGAACUACUUCUACGCCGUUGUAAGUGAAAUGCCAGGCUUUAUCACAACGAAUGAGUUUAUAAUGCUGAGCAAGUUUGUAAAAUUCAUUGGAGGCUCAAGCAGUGCAACUAAUGCUGACAUUGAAAAGGCCACACUGCGAAUUGACGAAAUCAGCCGGGAUAUUGAUACAAUUCACUCAAUGGAGAUUGAAAGGACAGUCCAUGAAUUUGAAGCAAUAGCCCUAUCUUGCGUGGAAACAUCCUUGAAGGUUACGCGCCUGUAUUCAGAGCUCCAGAAUACCGAACGACGAAGUCUUCUAAACCAAAUGCGUUGUGAGAAGAAGUCCACAUUCAACUGGAAGUAUUUUAUCAACCAAAUGACCCACGAAGGGGCUCCAUUCUACAAUGAACGCUACUCAACGGUAUCCUGGGAGAUUGACGAUACGGAGGGACCUAGUAGAAUGAGGUUGCGGUUCAAGAGAUGCAAUCUAGGCAUUCCUGAUCGUUUCCUGCUUUCAGAAGCGAAGGAAAAGUACAAAAAUGUCUCACCUACACCACCUCUGCAGUACUUGUUGGAGUCUCUUGAAAGGGAAAAGAAUGCUCUAUCUGAUCAGGUCUUGUACAACUUCCCUGCAGCCUACAUUACUGCUGAUUCUGAAUUUCUCGGAGAUUUAGUUGUGACGGAGACAACUGUUAAAUUUUUCCCAGAUGAUGAGAAGAGAGAAAUAAUUAUUGUGGAAAUUGCAAAUAUCCUGGAUAUCUGGCUAAGGCGAUACAUGCACCUGAAUAAGGGCGUUGAGCUCUUUAUGGUUUCCGGACGAUCCCUCUUCUUCGUGCUGCGCGAGGUGAAUGACAGGAAGAUUUUCACAAAGUAUUUCUCAGACAAAAUCUGUGAUUCCUCCAAUACAAAGUGGCACUACUUUAUGCUGCAACAAUGGCGAGAUGGGCAACUAACAAAUUGGGAAUAUUUAACGGCACUGAAUCAACUUAGUGGGAGAUCAUAUCAGGAUUUGAUGCAGUAUCCGGUGUUUCCGUGGAUCCUUUCGGACUAUCAGAGCAGCGUUUUGGAUCUCACAAAUCCAAAUAUUUACAGGAAAUUCGAUAAACCCAUUGCCAUUCAGCAUCCUGACUGUGAGGAGCACUUCAAGGAGAUGUACGACUACCUAUCGCAACCUGGGAACCGGAAUGUCUCCCACUUUGCCUACCACUACAGUUCACACUACUCCAAUUCAGGCACAGUUCUCAGCUUUUUGAUAAGGAUUCCCCCUUUUACGGGGAUGUUUAUCAAGUACCAAGACAAUAACUUUGAUCUGCCCGAUCGAACAUUCUUCUCCGUGCGGCAUGCAUGGCGUCUUGCAAGCAAAGACUCCCAAACUGAUGUCAAAGAACUCAUUCCGGAAUUCUUCACGUUGCCUGAGAUGUUUGAGAAUAGUGAGGAUUUUGACUUUGGCGUUCGUCAAUCGGGAGAACGUGUGCAUCAUGUUACCCUUCCACCGUGGAGUAACAAUUCCUCCCGACUGUUUGUCCUCAUCCACAGGCAAGCCCUUGAAUCGGACUACGUGCGAAGUAAACUCCAUUUGUGGAUUGAUUUAAUUUUCGGGUACAAACAAUCCGGGAAAGCUGCUGUUGCUGCUACAAAUGUCUUCCAUUCAGCCACAUAUCCGGAAUUUCCGGAGCCCGCAUCGACAGAUCCUGUCGAUAGAUCAGCCUAUACGACAAUGAUAAGGACUUAUGGGCAAAUGCCGAAGCAAAUAAUUGCCUUCCCACAUCCACCGGCAACGAAAACAGAUCAAUCCUACGACUACCAAACUUCCUUUGGGACGUACACAGUUAAGGGAUUGAAAUGGGGCAUCUAUACGGGAUCACCGCAGCUUCCUGUUCCAGAAUGCGUUGCAAUCUACCAACAAUCAGACGUGCAGCUAAGUAGGAUUGUCUGCAUGGAGACAACGAAUGCAGCGUAUGGCCUGUCUCAGUGCGAGAACUACAUGCAGGGCAUUGAAAUUGAUACCUUCUACUGCAUUACGUGGAAUCAUGAGGAUAAUAUUGUAAGGAUUAGAUCCAUCGGGGAGGACGUAUCGUACGCUAAGCCACUCUUUCAGUCCUCCAACUUUGAUCCAAUUACCACCUGUGGCACCAACGUCAAUUCCAAUCAACUCUGGUUCGGGCAUCAAUCGGGGAAGAUUGUUGUGUAUCAAUGCAGUGAUUUUAUUCCGGAAAAACUCAACAAAACACGCUACAUGAUGCACUCCCCCCUGGCCAAUACCAUGUCCUACAAUUCAGCAUUCAGAGUUUGCAAAUCCUCCGGAACAUUGGGCAGGAAGAUUAAUGAGAGCAUCAACAGGCAGAUACGUGAUGUGGGGAGCUUAAAGUGGAAGAAACCAACAACGCUGCUCUUCCACGAUGGGCAGGUAUCAGGGAUAAGUAUCUGUGUGGAAUUCAAGAUUGCCGUUUCCAUUGGCAUGGAUGGGAAGACGGCGAUUUGGGACACGAAUACUCUUGAAUUCAUCCGACAGAUCUCCCCGCCAAAUACUUCAGCGCAAAUGCCGAUAACACUCACAGCAAUUAGUCCAACACUUGGGGACAUUGUAACUGUGCACUGCAACGAGAGUGGUACAGAGCAGAUCUCUGAUGAGGAAAUUGAGGUCGAUGAGGAGAGCUACGAAGUCACAGAAUCCAACAUUGAUGACUUUGUGAAGAUCUCCAUGAAUUUAACUGGGAAGACCCUGAUGAGGAUCCACACAAUCAAUGCUAGCUACGUCAGUCAUGUAACGUUGAAUGAGAACAUUCUAUCUGUUUGCUACAGCAACGUCAAGGAGGGAUCGGGGAUCAAUGUGAUAGCAACUGGCCUAGAACGGGGUAUUGUGAAGCUCUGGUCGAGUUGGGAUUUAAAUUUAAUCCGCGAAAUUGAUACACAAAUGACCGAUGUUGUGGAUAUUUCCUACUCAACAUAUCAACACCUAAUCAUCCUAACACGUGAUAACAUCAUCCAAGUCUGGCAAUCACCGUGUCUUCUGGGGAAUGCCCCCAAAUUCCCACAAAGUAUUUUUCGCAAUAGCCAGUGGAGAAUUUUGUAAAUAACAAACUAAUUUUCCCUCUUUAUUUUUUGAAUAGCUAGGAAACUAAAUAAAACACAAUAUUUGAACAAAAA